Sinocyclocheilus grahami is the source of this 2122-nucleotide messenger RNA. RefSeq names its product mitogen-activated protein kinase 12-like. Lineage: Eukaryota; Metazoa; Chordata; Actinopteri; Cypriniformes; Cyprinidae. The transcript has 12 exons. Gene Ontology annotation, biological process: protein phosphorylation. The record is from RefSeq and is a predicted model, not a curated record. Bases 770 to 1864 code for a protein of 364 amino acids. Gene Ontology annotation, molecular function: MAP kinase activity; ATP binding.
GAGUGAGUGAAACUGCAUUUCAGGAAGUGUUAGUGUCACAAUUAUUUCUCAAUAUAUGUUUUGGAAGGUCCUGAAUGACUACUUUGAUGUCAUGAAACUAGUCAGCAUCCUCUGAAGUUGAAUGGGGGAAAUGGGUUUGGUUUCUCACAUUUACACUUUAUGUAAAUGAACGUUAUCAACAACUGCCCUGCUUUCAGUCCAGUCCAGUGUAAAACAUAUACUAACUACUUGCUACAAACCAAGUGUCACUUCUCUGAUGUUGUUCAGAUGUCUUGGUUAUGUUGCCUUAGCACUUUGCCCUUAUGUAUCUGCACCCUCCUUCUGGGCUUUUGCGUGCCUUUUAACAAAGAUAAAAACUGCCUUCAGCUGUUUCAGUGGGAGUGGAUAGGUCUUUCUUCUUUUGUAAGUUGGCCAGUCCACUUAGCAUAUGUAUCCACGACCCCCUCACCAUCUCUUUUAAUAAAAUCAACCAUUUUCCUGAAACCCAUCAACGUGUUAAGUAUUUUAAAACUAGAAGGAGUCAAUUAAAACUCAUUUACAGAUCCGACAACAAUCUGAAAAGGCUGCUUUACGAUGAUUAAAUGUUUAUUCCAGCGAGUCUCCCGUGCGUAACUGGAAACUUUGAACAUUUACGCCCCCACAUUUACCGGUGCUCUCCAAGUUGCGCUCGUUCUCUGAGAGUUUCUUUAUCAAAAUAUCCGACAAACAAUGAGAACGUAAAAAGGAUAGUUUCUUAUUUGAAAGACAUUACUUUCAACACUCUCUGAGGAUGUCACAGCGAACCAGGGCAGGAUUUUAUCGCGGGGAGAUAAACAGAACCGUUUGGGACGUGCCGGAGAGAUACAGAGAUCUCAUUCAGAUAGGAACCGGAGCAUACGGAACGGUCUGUUCAGCCAAUGACCAUAAGACAGGAGUGCGGGUGGCCAUCAAGAAGCUCCACCGGCCGUUCCAGUCCAGACUGUUCGCCAAACGCGCUUACAGAGAGCUGCGACUGCUCAAGCACAUGAAACAUGAGAAUGUUAUUGGACUGCUGGACGUUUUUACCUCGGAAAUUUUGUUGGACAGAUUUCAGGAUUUUUACCUGGUGAUGCCGUUUAUGGGCACUGAUUUGGGAAAGCUAAUGAAGAUGGAGAGCUUAUCGGAGGACAGGGUGCAGUUUCUGGUCUAUCAGAUACUGAGGGGUCUGAAGUACAUUCAUUCAGCCGGAAUCAUUCACAGGGAUCUCAAACCAGGAAAUCUGGCAGUGAACCAGGACUGUGAAUUGAAGAUCUUGGACUUUGGACUUGCACGUCAGGCAGAUUCAGAGAUGACAGGUUAUGUUGUGACCCGCUGGUACAGAGCACCGGAGGUUAUCCUCAACUGGAUGCACUACUCACAAACAGUUGACAUCUGGUCAGUUGGCUGCAUCAUGGCGGAGAUGUUGCUUGGAAGGCCACUUUUUAAAGGAAAUGACCAUCUGGACCAGCUGAGAGAGAUCAUGAAAAUCACAGGAACGCCAGUGCCGGAUUUCAUCAUGAAGCUACAGAGCCAAGAUGCCAAAAACUACAUCAGAGGUCUACCUAAAGUACCAAAGAAAGACUUAAACACUAUUUUCUUUAAAGCCCGUUCAGAAGCGGUGAGCGCUCUGGAGCGGAUGCUGGUUCUGGAUCCAGACAAACGCGUGAGUGCUGCAGAGGCGCUUGAGCUCCCGCUGUUUACAGUGUUCAGAGAACCUGAGGAAGAGACGGAGGCCCUGCCUUAUGAUCACUCUAUGGACAACACAGAAAUGCCUCUCGAUCAAUGGAAACGACACACUUUUACAGAGAUCCUGUCAUUCCAGCCAUCCAUCACAGAGAUCAGGGACUCCAAAGAAACAUCCCUCUGAGUGAACGCAGAAAUACAUGUCACAUGUCUAAAUGUAUGUGAAAAGAAAAUGUAAUGAAUGUAAACUAUAUGACUUUGUAAGUAAAUGUAAGAAUUUGUCACAAUGUUGUUCAGUUAUAUAAGGUUCCAGAUUAUUGUAGUUAUGUGAAUUCUCUUUAUUAGAUGACUUGAAUAUGCAAAAUCCAUGUUUUACUUGCAACCAAAAAACAUUUUAUUUGAAUGCUAGUCUUAAUUUUUUCAGUGUGCCAGUAGGCUUAUG